Molecule: messenger RNA, 1999 nt
Organism: Actinia tenebrosa (Australian red waratah sea anemone)
Lineage: Eukaryota; Metazoa; Cnidaria; Anthozoa; Actiniaria; Actiniidae
Molecular function (GO): oxidoreductase activity
Source: RefSeq, a predicted model, not a curated record
AUCCUGGGCUUUCAGCUACUGUACAUUGGCAUCCUUACAUCAUUGAUAAAAAUACUGCAAAACAUGGAGAAAAUUACAUGGAUUAUAAUAUCAGACGAUGGGGUGGAGAUGGAUGGACCCAGUCAUUGAGGAAAUCAGGUAAAAAGAUUGGCCUGGAGUUUAAAAAUUGGCAGACAUGGCCCAACACUUUACAUGGCCAUCGACUAAUACAUUUGACAGGGGAACAACAAGGUCCGAAGGGUCAGAAUGCAGCAAAAGAUUUGCUAUUCAGCAUGAUUUAUGAAGAAGGAAGGAACAUUAGUGAAAUUGAUACCCUUGUAGAAGCYGCACACAAGCUCCAUCUUGAAGGUGCUGAAAAAUACCUUAAAUCCGACAAGGACACAGAUGUUAUAUUAUCAGCAGAUGCUAAUGCUAAAAMAAGCUUGAGGAUAUCAGGUGUUCCGUAUUUCAUCUUCAGAGACAAGCAGAAAUCAUAUACUCUUUCUGGAGCUCAACCAUCAGAUAAUAUCCUGCAAGUCUUGGGGCACUUGAAACACUAACAAGUUUCUAGCUGGCUUUACUGUGUGGACACACUAACCGGGACUACUUAAAGUGCCCCUAAUGCCUAAUCACAGACCUUAUGUAAGUUGAAGAUAUAUUCAUGAAAAUGCGAAAAUCCAAAAAUGUUUUGAAAUUAAAUGCAUUCCUGAUUUUUAAAUGAGUUUUGAAAACGCGCCUUUUCAUAUAAGACUUGCGCAUUCUUCCAAGUUGGAUUCACUCGUACAAUAAGUGAAAGCUCAAUAUUUUGGCAUUUUUUCUUUCUUAAAACUUUUAAAAACAGCACUCUUGACCCACAAAAAAAUUGGUGUAUCACCCCGAUGACGUAAUUUUUCAGGGUCCUCAAACGCGGUACUGAAAUUUCAAGAGUGAGUGGACACGAGAAUUUGGCCAACGUUUUCGUGUCGUAAAGAAGCAGGAAUUCGUUUGAAACGGAAAAAAAUUGGAAAAACAUGUUUAAGACAAUGUGAGAAUUUGUUCUAAAUUGGUCUGUAAUCAGGCAUUAGGGGCACUUUAAAUACAAAACUGACCAAUCAGAUAACAGUUUAAUAUAGACAGAGAUUGAACUGAUAACGGCAUUAGCCAAUCAAAUUAUCUUGUUCCCAUGCUCUUAUUGUUUACUGUCAAUCAUGUGACUUUUUGGAGUUCACUGGGGGUGAACAAGCAGUUGACUGGGGGGCAACUAGCGGAUGUUAAGUCAAAACAUGUCAAAAUAAGUCCUCAAACUAUUGUAUUUGACUAUUUCUAAAACAUGAAACCAGAAAACAAGAGAUCAAAUUAAACAACUCCAAGAAUCUACAAGCCAUAAAAAACACAGCUAUUACUGGAAGUGACGUUUAUUGAUAGCAGCAACCUAUUAUAUCGAUGCGCUUUCUGAUUGGCUGGCUAAAAAUAUUGAAUUAAAUGUCGCACUAUGAUUGGUUAAUGAUACUAGUUUAUCUAGUGUUCCCAGUUGGGGUAUAUGCACAGUAACAUUUUCCAGGAGUUAACAGAUCAAGCAAAAAUUACCAUAAUAACAUUAUAUUCAAAACUAGAAUUUAUUUCUCAUAUUAUAAGACUUAAUAAAGUAUUGUAGGUUCUGAUAAUGAUUAGUUUAUUCCUUACACCAAGCUGGAUGAACAAAUCGCAAGUAUAUAUUUUUAUAAAAGUAUUCCCUUAAAAAAAAAAAAAUUAUUUAUCAUAUAUUCUCAUCACGUCAGUGAGUGCGUAGCAGCAUGAUCAGAGCACCUACUCAUCCCACCCCUCCYUUGCUGGGAAGUAAAGUAUUUCCUUUGGGGAGGGGGAGGUAGAGUAGUGGCUAGACAGCAUCUUGUAAUAAUUUUUAGUUUAUAAAUUUUUAGUGCCUCRUUUAAAAAAAAGUUUUAAAAAGUUUCUGUUGAUUUGUACAUAUUUAAAAAUGUUGUGAAAAUGUCAUCCAAGGUUGUUUUUCAAUUUUAUAAAGUUCUAACAGAUUGCAAAGGUA